AUGACGACAAAAUCGAAUGGUGCUACAACUGGUUCUUGCUGCAGGGAAGAUACGCAAAUGGUGAGGUGUGCGAUGAUUGCAUUAGAAAAGAUGAGGGACAUGUUCAAAACGGCGUUAUGUAGUCCCGAUGACUAUUCGCCUACACGACCGACCGCCGCCUCGGGUUGUGCAUUGAACACAAAUUGCGCAAUAAAAGGAUGUCCGUUCCGCGGUACUGGAGUGCCAAACGUUAGUUGAUAUAUAUUAAUUACCGCCCAUCAUCGUCGUACAAUUACGAUCUUGAUGACCUUUGUGUUUAAUUGCCUUGUUUGCAUGCGCUAUGUCAACUACAAUACUGAUCUACUACCUACCAAUCUAUACUAAUCCCUAGUUAAAUAUUUGUUUCGCAGUACAAAGGCUAAAAAUACUGUACCUAUAAUUUCUAUUUUGCAUUUGUUCCGUUAUAGUAUUUAUAAGAUCAUAUUUUGGAGUGUUUUGGACACAUUUUUCUUCUAGGCCAUCGUUUCUAAUCAUCGCCUUCUUAAUAUUUUUCCUAUAGGCGAGGGCGUCUAUCUUCGAAAAUCCAGGGGGGGGAGGAUUAUCUGUCCGUAUUCCUAUUUCCUACAGCAGUAUUAAUCGUAACUACCUAUAUAAUGAUUAUCUAUAAAAUAACUAAGUGUGUGUAUAGGUAGUUUAAUUUCUAGCGAAACACAUAAAAUAUACCUGAAACAUGAACAUUGUACUUAAUUAUUUAACUAAUAAAAUGAGACGUAUUAAAAGUUCAAUCAGUUGGAUUAAAUCUUAAAACAAGACUGCAAAUUACGAUUAUGUGUUGAAAAUUGGUCAACGACAUUUCGAAUUAAAUUUAAAUCUUGAAUUGUCUGUCUAGGUAUGUAUACUAAGCAUACAUAAUCCAAUUAGUGUGUUGUAGGUGGCAUGACCGUGCAAACGAUGAUACAUUUGUUUAGUUGACGGAAAUGUAAUAGAUUAAAUAUAAUAUAAUAUGUGCGGAUAACAAAUAAUAACUAAUCGUUCACUUCUAUAGAUUCUACUAUUGAUUAUAAUUAAGUAUUUACAUUAAGUAUUUAUAAAUCAACGAUUCUACCAAUUCGUAACCGCUUAUGUUGUUUUUAUUUUUCAAUUGUGUCGUCAACGACCGAUGGGAACAUCUAGUGAAAAUAAUCCUACCAUAUAAUAAUAUGUAUGAUCAUCAAUUUUUCAUUUGUCCGAUGUAUUUAAUAUAAAUUAUAAUAUUUUAUGCAUAAAUGUAUAACAGACACGGAAAAUCCGGGGGGAACGUCAUGUGGGGUCAUCCCUCCUUGCCCUCCCUCCAAUGGACGCCCAUGCUCAUAAGCUAUAAACGGAAUGGGCGUUUAUUUAAAAAGAUAGCUCUUUUUAGGUUCCUCCCUGCUUUCUCAAUGACCUUCCACUGCUACAUAGAUCAUAUCCGAUCUCUUGUCGACGUUUCUCAAUUUUUUUUUGCUUCUCAUGGCUCUUUUACGAGAGAGUCCUCUUAAUAGCCUCUUACUGACGAAUAGAGUUGCCAUAUACUAAUGAGUUUAUUCUAUAAUUGACGCAAAUCGUCAUUCGUUUUACAUUAACACCUGUCUCUUUCUAAAUUAUGAUGAAUUCCAAUAAAAACGAUAAUUUAUCAUCGCAGGUGUUGGACAAAAUCUGCAUUAAGAGCCGACCACCGGCGAUAAAGACAAAACAGAAUAAAUUGAAACUGAGAUCCGGCGAGGUGGGCAUGAAUGACAACCGGGUAACGUUCCAUUUAGGUCAGAGCUUGAAUCAACCAGAAUCGACCAAUGAUAACUAUCCGACCAGCCCCACGUACUUCAAUGUGCAGCCCAUGCAUCCACCUGUGUCGGCAAUGGCUCUCUCCCGUGGCGUAGACCUGCCGAAGCAACGGAAAAACAUGAUGAAGGUGCAGUCCUCGUUACCGCAGCCCACGGACCAGGUCGUCGGAAUGGUUACGGGGUUGCCGAUCGCUAAAACAGAGGACGUAUUUUUCAUAGAGGUGGCAAAGCAGUACAACAAUGAAAGAAAGGUACUGCAGAUGGAGGUUCGUCUGCCCAAGCAAGUAGGUCCAGUCAUGGUAGAUGCCUUCACACAGUAUGAAGAAUCAGAUUUCGAGUCCAACGUCGUAGUCGGAAAUGGCGAAAAAGGCGGAAAAGGCGGAAAAGGAAAAAAAGGGAAAAAAUGA
Cinara cedri is the source of this 2185-nucleotide messenger RNA. Lineage: Eukaryota; Metazoa; Arthropoda; Insecta; Hemiptera; Aphididae. The record is from the annotation of a GenBank genome assembly.